Oryzias melastigma (Indian medaka) is the source of this 3119-nucleotide messenger RNA. RefSeq names its product kinesin family member 20A (gene kif20a). The record is from RefSeq and is a predicted model, not a curated record. Bases 258 to 2936 code for a protein of 892 amino acids. The transcript has 19 exons. Gene Ontology annotation, biological process: microtubule-based movement; mitotic spindle assembly. Gene Ontology annotation, molecular function: microtubule binding; plus-end-directed microtubule motor activity; ATP binding. Gene Ontology annotation, cellular component: nucleus; spindle microtubule. Lineage: Eukaryota; Metazoa; Chordata; Actinopteri; Beloniformes; Adrianichthyidae.
CAUCUUGUAGCCAAUCAUUACCUUACUGAGGGGAGUAGCGCAUUGUUCAAAAAUUUCCAACGCUUUCAGGCGAGGUAAACCAGCCCAUUAGCUCAGACAGUCUCAGAUGUAAACCUAUGGAGAAGAUUUACCUGAAAACAUUCGAGACUUUCAUUUCUGAAAAACUUUAGGCGAGAUAGAGACUUUAGCUUAUUAAAAGAUUAAAAUCUAGCCGCUAAAUUCUAUCGAAGGAAUAGAAUCUGAUUUUAUCGGAGAACAUGGCGCUCUCAUUGUCCUCUCCUUAUGGAUGUCCAUCUGAUGAGGAGGAAGACAUGGCUGUGUUGGAGUCCACAGCAGCAGAGCACGGAUGCCUGACCAGGCCGCGUCUACCUGAGCUCUCGGUCAUUUCUCCAGGUCUGGAUGCUCGAUCAUCUGUUGUGGCUCAGAAAACGGUAAAGAAACCUGGAAUCUGUGAUGAAGGGAAUAUGGAGAGGGUGAACGUUUUUCUCCGUAUCCGACCACUUACGGACACAGAGAGAGAGCAGGGUGAAGAACAGGGCUGUGUGACUGUCCAAGAUGAUGCCACCCUGCUGCUCAAAGCUCCAAAGGAGUCUCAGAAUUCCAAGACCGCAGAGAAGGGAGUCACCCAAAGCAUUCACAAAUUCAGUUUCUCCAAGAUCUUUGGUCCAGAAACGUCUCAGCGGCAGUUUUAUGAUGCUACUCUGAAGGUGAUGAUAAAUGAUGUUCUUAAAGGAGAGAACAGGCUCCUCUACACAUAUGGUGUCACCAACUCUGGAAAGACCUACACCAUCCAAGGCAGCGGGCAGGAAGCGGGCCUCCUGCCGCGAGCUCUAGUAUCCCUGUUCAGGAAGCUGCAGGGCCGUCUUUACAGCGCUAUGGACCUGAAGCCUGCGAUGUCUCAGGAUGUGAGGCAGCUCGACUCCAGCGAGGUCAAGAUGGAGGAAAUCCGCAGAAACUCUCUGCUCAAGGAGGAUGAGAAUCUAACGUCUCGGCGAGCUGGGACGACCACGAUCUGGGACAGCGGCAUUGGCUCUACUACUCAAAUCACUACACAGCUGGAAGACACUGACAGUGUUUGUCUGGACCCGGACAGCCUUUCUCUCAGUGGAGGGGACAGUCUGGAGGAAGGGGUGCAGUUUUCCAUCUGGGUGUCCUUCUUUGAGAUCUACAAUGAGUUCCUGUAUGACCUGCUAGACGCCUCGCCGUCCCUGCAGUCCCGAAAACGAAUCACGCUGCGGCUGAGUGAUGACAAGCAGGGCAACCCCUACGUGAAAGACCUUACCUGGAUCCAGGUGCGCAGUGCAGAGGAAGCCUGGAAGAUUCUGAAAGCUGGACGCCGAAACCAGAGCUUUGCCAGCACUCAUCUUAACCAAAACUCCAGCAGAAGCCACAGCAUCUUCUCCAUCCGCGUCCUGCACGUCCACCCCGAUGCCGUUCCAGGCCAGGCUUUGCACAUCAGCGAGCUGACGGUGUGUGAUCUGGCCGGCUCUGAACGCUGCAAAGAGCAGCGUAUUGGAGAGAGGAUGAAGGAAGCCACCAACAUCAACACCUCCCUCAUGACCCUGGGGCGCUGCAUCACUGCCCUGAGGCACAACCAGAACAAAUCCCGCCCACCCCAAGUGGUCCCCUUCAGGGACAGCAAGCUGACACGGGUCCUGCAGGGCUUCUUCUGUGGGCGGGGAACGUCUUGCAUGGUGGUCAACAUCAACCCGUGUGCUUCCACCUACGACGAAACCCUCCAAGUCCUCAAGUUCUCUGCAAUUGCAACUCAGCUCGUCCACGGCCCAUCCACUAAGAGCAGAGUGGCCUACAUUCUCUCCAUGCUCCGGGAGCAAACGGCAAACAGGAACGAAAGCACGGUGAUCCAGGAAGAAGAGGAAGAAAGUGACGUUGAAGACGGAGACACCACCAUGCUGAACACUGAGACUUUGCUGCAAGCGAUCAACAUCCUGAAGCGAGAAGUGCUGCGUCAGCGCGCAGAGAAAGAAGCUCUGGAGGCCAACGUGAGGGAGCAGGUGGUUUCCGAGAUGAUGGAAGUCAUCAACAACAUGCAAGAAGGUUUCAAGGAGACCUUAGAGACUGAGAAAGGUCUGAUUGAAGAGCUGUAUGAAAACAAGAUCGCCUGCCUGCAGAAACAUCUGAAGAAAUUCUACAGCCAAGAACUCGAGGAGCGAGAUCAAGAGAUCGAGGCUUUGUCCGCUGCUCUAAAGGAACAAAAGAAGGAGGCGGAGGCACAGGUCUCUGUGUCGGAGCCUUCAGGAGAUUCUGAGGGUCCUCGGCGCUCGCAGCGACUUGGAUCCAUCGAAGUCUGCAGGCUGCAAGCUGAACUCGAGCAGUGUCGCACUGAGCUGUUUGCCAAGACUCAAGAACUGAUGAAGCUGAAGGUGAAGUUUGAAGUACCCGGUGGAGCUGGAGCCGUCACCGGUGCAGCUGACCGCAAACUGCAGGGCUGUCAAAAGAACCUGCGGCAGCUGCGGCUGGACUUGCAGAGGCUGGGAGAGGAGCUGCAGUCUGGGGAGAGAGCCUGCUGUCGCAACACCGGAGGGGAGAGGCUGCGCCACACGCUAAUGGCUGCAGACGACACUCUUGUGAAGCAGAACCAGAUCCUGACGGAGCUGCAGAACAGCCUGAUGCUGGUCAAAGCUGAGCUGCGGCGCAAAGCUGAGACCCAGGCGCUCUCGACAGGCUUCACCACGCCCACCACAUUGGGCUUCUGCAAAAAACGGGGCUGCACGCCCGCCGGCGACGCUGAAAACUUCCCGCCACAAAAGCGCCCCUUCUUCCAAACGCUGUUCCCACCGCGAACCCCGACAACCAGAUACUGCACCCGCGCCGCCGCCAGCUGUACCCCGUACUCGCGGAUUCUGAGGUCACGCCAACAGACGCCCCCUCACAGCCCUGUCCUUACUCCUCGCGGUCUCCGAGGGAAGCACUGAGCUCAAACGUCACAGAAUAUGCAACAAAAAAAAUGCUGGUCAUCUUUAUACUGUUUUAACCGCCUGCUUUUUGCUAAACUUGCCGCCGUGCCAGAUAUACUUUAUUAGCCAGUAAAGCUGCAGGAGAGAAAAGGAAACGGAUUAGUGUAAGAAAAUAAAAGCAGAUUGUUUUUCAGAAUAAAA